This is a messenger RNA of Iphiclides podalirius (scarce swallowtail), 336 nucleotides long. NCBI's taxonomy places the organism in Eukaryota, Metazoa, Arthropoda, Insecta, Lepidoptera, Papilionidae. The record is from the annotation of a GenBank genome assembly.
AUGAAUUUUUUUACUCUUUUCUUCCUGGUGGCCGUAGCCUUCGAGGCUGCUUUAGGCGAGUAUAUCAGGUCAUGUGGUCCAAGUGUCGUCGCUCCGCCAAUAGUCGCCCCUUCUUGCUGCGCCGCUGAUGUCGUCUUCUCUACACCCGCUAUAGCAGCACCGGCCAUCAUCCAGUCUAAUUCCGUGGCCUCUAGUUUGGCAGACACACUGUCUCUUCUAACAGUUAGCAGCUUGCUAGCAGAAAAGCUGCCGCUCGCUGGUACCGUUGUUGCCAAUGUACCGGUAACUGCGGGAUGCGGUUGCGGUUACGGAUACGGUCCAUACGGAUAUGUCCUG